CCUCUUCAUCUUCUUGGAGAAAUUGAUAGAUAGAGAUUAUACAUACGUAGAGAGAGAAGAAUAGAGGAAAGGACGAGAAGAAAAAGGAAGAAGUUGUGGGGUGAUGGGAAACUGCUUUGGAGGCCCUGAGAAUUCUGUCAACCCUGUGGCCACCGGACCUCGCGGUCCAGGAUGGUCGACGACGACGACCGGCGGCAACAGAGAGCUAUCGACGGUCUUCACCGGCACCGUCGAACAGUCAUUGGACGGCAGCUCCAGAACCGAAGAGGCGUUCCCAAACCUUCGGAUCUUUGCGUUUAAUGAGCUGAAGAGUGCCACACGUAGCUUCCAGGCUGCGAACAUGAUCGGGGAAGGAGGAUUUGGGGUUGUGUACAAGGCUUGGGUCGACAAGAAGACGUUGACUCCGGCAAAUAAUAGGGUGGGGAUGGCCGUCGCUGUCAAAAAAUGGAAGCCUGAGAGCUUCCAAGGAUUCAGCGAGUGGCAGAAAGAGGUAGAUAUCCUGGGGAAGAUGUCGCAUCCCAACCUCAUCAAUCUCUUGGGCUACUGCUGUGAAGACGACGAGCUCCUCCUCGUCUACGAGUUCAUGGAGAAAGGCAGCUUAGGGAACCACCUCUUCCCACAGGGAGCAGCUGUGCAGCCACUGUCAUGGGAGCAGAGGCUGAAGAUUGCGGUCGGUGCUGCUCGAGGUCUUGCAUUUUUACAUUCCCCAGAGAAUCGCAUCAUCCAUCGAAACUUCACCUCCUCCCACGUCCUUCUUGAUUCAAACCUCAAUCCGAAGCUCACCGGGCUGGGGAUCGCGAGGGAAAGCCCAACUGAUGCAGAGUCUCACGUCUCGACCAGAGUCAUGGGCACCUACGGAUAUGCCGCACCAGAGUACAUAGCAACUGGCUAUUUGACUGCGAAGAAUGAUGUGUAUGGAAUGGGAGUGGUGUUGCUGGAAAUGCUCUCUGGGCAGAGGGCGUUGGAUGCGAGCCGGACAGGCAAACAACGGUUGGUGGAAUACGCGAAGCCCUACGUCUCGGAUCACCCGAAGUUGGCUCGCCUCAUGGACCCGAGACUGGAGGGGCAGUAUCCGGUGAAGGCGGCUCUUUCUGCGGCGCGACUGGCCAAGAGCUGCGUUGCAGACGAUCCUAAAGCUCGCCCGUCCAUGGAUGAGGUUGUGGAGACUCUUCAGCAGAUUGAAGCUAUGAAUUAAUGCGAUGAAUGAAUCUUACUGUCUGCAGAACAUGUGCUCAGGAUUGAAUAAUAUAUGUAAUGCAAUUGUCUUCCUUCUUCGAUUA
Messenger RNA from Musa acuminata subsp. malaccensis (wild Malaysian banana), 1280 nucleotides. Its product is annotated as probable serine/threonine-protein kinase PIX13. The record is from RefSeq and is a predicted model, not a curated record. Gene Ontology annotation, biological process: protein phosphorylation. Lineage: Eukaryota; Viridiplantae; Streptophyta; Magnoliopsida; Zingiberales; Musaceae. Gene Ontology annotation, molecular function: ATP binding; protein kinase activity.